Molecule: messenger RNA, 542 nt
Organism: Gloeophyllum trabeum ATCC 11539
Lineage: Eukaryota; Fungi; Basidiomycota; Agaricomycetes; Gloeophyllales; Gloeophyllaceae
Exons: 4
Coding region: 26-355 (109 amino acids)
Biological process (GO): cristae formation
Cellular component (GO): MICOS complex; mitochondrial crista junction
Source: RefSeq, a predicted model, not a curated record
GCUUUCCGCAUCACCCCGACACCUUAUGUCGUUCCUCUCUGGCUCUCUCGCGGGCGCGCUGGUAGCGGGCGGGGUUUACUAUGGAUUUUCAAAUCUGAUUCAAUCAAGAACGCAAGCUCAUCGCGCAGACUUGCACGACCUAUCUCGACGCCUACUCAACCCACCUGCCGCGCUGAACGCACCUCCACCAGCUGCUGAGCGUAUUCACCACGAUGCCUUUUCAACACAAUUGAAAGACCGGUGGAACCACGAGAUCGAGGGGCUCUUCCGGACGUCGACAGAGUUGGCCGCGAAAGGGAGGGAUUGGGCGAAGCGGACGUUGUACGGAGCCAGCGGUGGAAAGGAGAAGUUCUGAACACUUGUUGAGUAGAGUCUGCUCUGUCUUUCUACAUGAUUCACGCCGCUCCAUCUGCUGCUGCCGAACGAGACAUUGCAGAGAGAAUAGACGCCUUGACCUAGCCUUGUCUCCCGCAGGGUGUCAGCAGCCUGAUUUCAGCAGCGAGCAUCACCAGGCGUCAUGAUACUGCGCCAGUGAUGCCAUG